This is a messenger RNA of Vigna angularis (adzuki bean), 1646 nucleotides long. RefSeq names its product probable jasmonic acid carboxyl methyltransferase 2. Gene Ontology annotation, biological process: methylation. The record is from RefSeq and is a predicted model, not a curated record. The transcript has 5 exons. The coding region runs from base 645 to 1646 and encodes 333 amino acids. Gene Ontology annotation, molecular function: S-adenosylmethionine-dependent methyltransferase activity. Lineage: Eukaryota; Viridiplantae; Streptophyta; Magnoliopsida; Fabales; Fabaceae.
ACUUGUAUAAAAAAUCGAACAGAAGAACACCAAAUCCAAUCCAAUAACAACAUGAUCCAUGUAUUCAACAUUAAUUCCACUGAAAAAUCAAAAAGCAAACCAACCUUCAGUGAAGACGACGCGUGGCGGAAAACCCCUCUUUUUGGACAAAAGUGUGACAGCCCACACUCCGGCGAGACUCCGGCGAACGUCCGGCGGCACUCCGGGACAGGGACGGCACCACCUGGGACGAUGUGAUACCUUCAACGCCUCCCUUGGUCGCAGGGCCGGAACGGACGACACAGGCUGCCGUGUUCGCGUCGAGCGCUCGACGAAGGAGUUGCGGCGCCGUCAAACGGAACGGGCUGUAGGCGUUCGAUCUCUCCGAGACGGCCUUCAACAGUGGACGGCGGCACUCCGGCGCGGACUCGGUCUGUCUCUCUGUCGCUCAUGAUCCCUCCUUUCUCCAACUCUCUCGUGUCUCUGUCUAGGUCACACAAGUCGCGUUUUGGUUGUUCGCGCCCGCUUCUCUGUCUGCGCAUUGAGGAAAUAAAAUUCAAAUUUGAAACGCACAACCCAAACUGCCCGUGCCCGUCCUCGCCACGUCGGCGUGGAAGCAGGUUUCAUCAGACUUUCUCAGAACGCAGCAGCUUUUUCCAGCCAAAAUGUCAACCGCUCAGACACUGACACGUGUCCUGUGUCCAAAUGUUGUCAAAUUUGGUUGUUCGAGUAUCAUUUUCCAUCAACCAUUCCUUCACAUGAACGGUGGCAAGGGAGAAAUGAGUUAUGCAAACAACUCCUCCAUACAAAGACAAAUGAUGCUUAAUGCCAAAUUCAUACUAGAAGAAACAAUAACAAGGCUGUAUCGUGAUUCUUCUCCGAACUGCAUGAAAGUAGCAGACUUAGGUUGUUCAGUUGGACCAAAUACACUUCUUGUAAUAUCAAACAUCAUUAACAUCGUUGAUACAGCAUGCACUCACUUAAACUGUGAUCUACCAACAUUCCAAUUUUAUCUGAAUGAUUUAUAUGGAAAUGAUUUCAAUACCACUAUCAAGUUACUUCCAGAUUUUUAUAUAGAAUAUAAAGGAAAUGGUUCAUGCUUUAUUAAUGUCACACCUGGAUCCUUCUAUGGAAGACUCUUUCCCAGUAAUUCCAUAAACCUUUUUCAUUCCUCCAACGGUCUACACUGGCUUUCUCAGGAUCCAUUAUUGGGGUGUAAGGAUGCAGCAUCCCUUAUCAAGGGUCAUUGUCAUAUAGUUAGCACAAGCCCUCCUGAAGUACACAAAGCCUACCUUAAGCAGUAUCAGCAAGACUUCAAAUUGUUUCUGAAAUCACGUUCUGAGGAACUUGUUCCAGGAGGAGCAAUGGUGUUAAUGCAUCUGGGCUAUCAUGAAACUCCAAGAAGAACAAGUUGGGAAAUAGUUAGUUUGAUACUCAAUGACAUGCUCAUGGAGGGUUUGAUUGAAGAAGCAAAAUUAGAGUCGUUUAAUAUACCAGUGUAUGAACCUACAGUUGAGGAAGUUAAGCAUGUGAUUCAGGAAGAAGAGUCACUGUUUCUUGAAAGAUUAGAAGUUGUAAUCUCGGCUUGGGAUGAAGGCAUGAACAUUGAAGGUGGUGAUGAUGAUUCCUUUCAUGAUUUUGUGAAUGAUGCAUACAUUGUGUCUUGA